Molecule: messenger RNA, 1270 nt
Organism: Moneuplotes crassus
Lineage: Eukaryota; Ciliophora; Spirotrichea; Euplotida; Euplotidae
Source: the annotation of a GenBank genome assembly
AUGAAAUCAAGUCUACAAAAUCCUCUAAACAACUCACUCCACUCUAAUUCCCACUUACUCUCAAACCACGAUCUCCUAGAUAUGUCCCAUCAUUCUUCAAUAAUCAGACUCCACCCAGCAACAGCUGUUGUCGAAGAGCAAGACCUCAGGAUCGCCUUUAGGUCUAAGAAAGACUUUAUGAUCGGCGCCUUGUGGUUAGCAGUCUGCAUCCUAAGCUCAGCCACUAUCGGCCCAAUCGUUCUGAUGAUUCCUGCCAAAAGUCCUUAUGUGUCUAUUACGUGGAGAUGUCAGGGAUGCAUAUUAUUGAUGGCUCUGUGGUGCAUAGGGAGUUAUGUCAGGGAGAGUAGGAAGAGAGAGAAGGAAGGAUGUGGAAUUAGUGAGGAUCAAAGGGUAAAAACUUGGGAGAAAAUAUUAAAAGAUUCAUCAGUUUAUAACUUGGCAAGCGCUGGGUUGAUGGCUGUUUUUGGGUCUAUUUGGUGAUUUGGACUUGUGCUUGGGUGUAAAUAUACUCUUACUGCUCAUGCAGAUGUACUUUAUUGUAGCAAUGGAGUAUUUAUUCUUUUGAUCGCAAUUUUUACAUGCCAGUAUGUUCAUAAAUAUGAAAUCAUUGGUUACAUAAUAUAUGGCAUCGGAGCAGUCAUUAUGCUAAGCGAUCCUUUGGCUAACAAAAUUGGAGAGGAAAUGAACAAGCCAUUGGGAAACUUGAUUGCCAUAAUUGGAGCUUUAGGAGGAGCAUUGUAUGGCAUAACUUCGACCAAGAUGAGAAGAGAUAACCCUCAAGAAGUAGCCCUGCUGCAUAUCUUUGUAGGAAAUUUCAUCUUACAGAUCAUAGCCUAUCCAUAUUUUGAUGAGAAUCCCCUAUUCUUUAGUUUUGACCCAGAGUUUGGAAUCUUUGGUUGGGUCUCGGAUCCGUGGAUAUUUAUGAUGAUGUUUCUUUUUAUAUGACCAUGGACAGGUAUAUUAGUAAAUUAUUCGCUUCUUGAAUGAUACAGGUAUUGGACACUAGACAUUGUUGCUGUAUUUUUCUUGACCGAGCCUUAUUUCGCUGAAAUCACAGCUAUCAUACUUGGCCAAGACAAGAUCCCUGGGUUUCAAACGUUCAUUGGAAUCGGAAUUCUAAGUCUUGGAAUCCUAUUGUCAAUCAAUGGGUCGAAGAUAAAAGCUACUGAGGAAGCCAAGACAUCGAACAAAUGACAAGAAGAAGACGACAUUGAGCUGCCUGAGAAUGUUUAGAGGACUUUAAGUUCUAUAAUUUUACUAAAAUAUAUCA